Penicillium nucicola is the source of this 3756-nucleotide messenger RNA. RefSeq names its product putative protein transport protein (SEC31) (gene sec31). The record is from RefSeq and is a predicted model, not a curated record. Gene Ontology annotation, cellular component: endoplasmic reticulum exit site; COPII vesicle coat. NCBI's taxonomy places the organism in Eukaryota, Fungi, Ascomycota, Eurotiomycetes, Eurotiales, Aspergillaceae. Gene Ontology annotation, molecular function: structural molecule activity; protein binding. The transcript is spliced from 7 exons. Gene Ontology annotation, biological process: COPII-coated vesicle cargo loading; endoplasmic reticulum to Golgi vesicle-mediated transport; endoplasmic reticulum organization. Bases 1 to 3756 code for a protein of 1251 amino acids.
AUGGUGCGUCUGAGGGAAAUCCCAAGGACGGCCACCUUCGCCUGGUCGCCUGGUGCCGCAUCACCAUUGAUCGCCACCGGAACCCGCGCUGGAGCUGUCGAUGCCGACUUCUCAAACAAGACCUGUCUCGAACUCUGGGAUCUGGGUCUCGAUCGCCAGGACGCGAGUGAAGAGCUGCAGCCGCUAGCUAAGAUCGAUACGGAUUCUGGCUUCAACGAUCUCGCCUGGACUACCUCCGAAGACAGCACACGUGGUAUCAUUGCGGGUGGUCUGGAGAAUGGAUCGUUGGAUCUAUGGAACGCCGAUAAGCUACUUGCUGGAUCUAGCGAUGCUUUGAUGUCAAGGACGACCAAGCACAGCGGCGCCAUCAAGGCCCUCCAGUUCAACCCUAAACACUCGAACCUUCUCGCCACCGGUGGUGCGAAAGGAGAGCUGUUCAUUUCAGACCUUAACAAUCUCGAGAAUCCAUUCCGCCUGGGUAACAAUGCUGCCCGCACAGACGAUAUCGACUGCUUGGACUGGAACAAGAAGGUUCCUCACAUUUUGGUUACGGGUAGCAGCGCCGGUUUUGUCACAGUCUGGGAUGUCAAGACCAAGAAGGAAAGUCUGACAUUGAACAACAUGGGCCGCAAGGCUGUCAGCGCAGUUGCAUGGGAUCCCGAGAAGCCCACCAAGCUUAUAACAUCGACACCUCUUGAGUCAGACCCAUAUCUUUACGUGUGGGAUCUGCGCAAUUCCCACGCCCCCGAGCGAACACUCAAGGGCCACGAGUCAGGUGUUCUUUCGCUUUCAUGGUGUGACCAUGACCCCAGUCUUCUUCUUUCUUCUGGUAAGGACAAUCGCAACAUCUGCUGGAACCCGCAGGACGGCACGGCCUACGGAGAGUUCCCCGUUGUCACGAACUGGACUUUCCAGACUCGCUGGAACCCUCACAACCCGAACUUCUUUGCUACCGCCUCGUUCGACGGAAGGAUCUCGGUCCAAACCCUGCAGAACACGAAGACCGACAAUGCUCAGGCUAUCGCCGACCACAACCAAGCUUUGGACGGCGAGGACUUCUUCAACAAGGCCCAAACACAGCCUCAAGUCUCCAAAUUUACUCUUCCCAAGGCCCCUCGCUGGCUCGAACGGCCAUGUGGCGCUACGUUUGGAUUUGGUGGCCGGGUUGUUUCUUUCGGCCGCAGCGAGAAGGACUCUCGUGUGUCCAAGAUUAAGAUCACGCCUUUCGAGGUUGAUGAGAGCGUUGGAAAUGCCACCGAAGCCUUUGAAAAUGCUCUGAAGGAGGGUGAUCUGAAGACACUCUGUGAAACUCGCGCAACAAAUGCCGCCAGCGAGGAAGAAAAGGCAGACUGGAAGGUUAUGCAGGCUUUGAUCUCCGCCAACCCCCGCAAGGAUUUGGUCCAGUACUUGGGCUUCCAGGAUCAGGCUGCUGAUGAGGCUGCUGAUAGCCUCUCAAAGCUUGGUCUGGACAAGAAGGAAACAGCUGAGGCUAACGGAGUUGCCGAAAAGCCAGCUGGAGCUAAGAAGCACAAGCGCCUGCAAUCUAUGUUCGAAGCCAACCCCGAAGAUGACAGCUUCCUGUCUGAAUUGGCUGCUUCCAAGGGUGCCCAGACCAACAACCCCUUCCAGAUCUUCAAUGGAUCUGAGACUGAGGCAGAGCAGCAGAUCACUCGUGCUCUGCUUCUUGGUGAGUUUGAGAAGGCUUUGGAUGUUGCCCUCCGCGAGGACCGUAUGUCUGACGCAUUCAUGAUUGCCAUCUGUGGUGGUCCCAAGUGCAUCGAGAAGGCUCAGGAACACUACUUCUCUAAGCAAGCCGGUGGUCCCAACUAUAUGCGUCUUCUCGCAUCUAUUGUUGGUAAGAACCUCUGGGAUGUUGUUCACAAUGCGGAUUUGUCCAACUGGAAGGAAGUAAUGGCUGCCUUGUGCACAUUUGCCGACGAGAAGGAAUUCCCUGAUCUCUGCGAUGCACUUGGUGACCGCCUUCUGGAGCAAGUUCAGGGUACAGAGGAUAAGAGUGCCCGCAAGGAUGCUUCUUUCUGUUUCUUGGCCGGCUCGAAGCUUGAGAAGGUUGUCUCCAUUUGGGUCGAAGAGCUCCGUGAGAACGAGCAAAAGGGAAUUGAGACCAGUACCAAUGGCUCUGGCUUUUCUAUUCACGUCCGCGCUUUGCAGGGCUUGAUUGAGAAGGUUACUAUCUUCCGUCAAGUCACCAAGUUCCAGGAUACAGAGCGGUCUAAGGACUCCCAGUGGCGCUUGAGUGUAUUAUACGACAAGUACGUCGAAUAUGCCGAUGUUGUCGCUACCCACGGACGUCUGCAAGUCGCUCAGAAGUACCUUGAUCUUGUCCCUGAGAAGCACCCUGAGGCUGAACUAGCCCGCAACCGUAUCAGGUUAGCCACCAGACAGGCACCGCAGAAGGUGCAGGCCGCUGUUGGAGCGAAGCCCGCCUUCAAGCCUCUCCCACAACAGCCCAACAUUUACCAGCCGCAGCAACCCAACCUUGCAUCCCCUGGACCUCAGCCAACGGCCUUCAAGCCUCUCCCGCAACAGGCCAACAUUUACCAGCCGCAGCAGCCCAAUAUUGCAUCCCUUGGAUAUCAGCCAACUCAAGGCAUGAGACCCACAGCCUAUGCUCCUCAAUCUGCAUUCGGUGGACAGCCCGCAGGUGCUGGUGUGCCUCCCCCUCCCCGUGCUUCUAACCAGUCGCCGGCCAACCCUCCCAUCACCACAUAUACCACGGCUACCGGCCUUCCUGCGUGGAAUGAUUUGCCUGAGGGCUUUGCCAAGGCUCCUACACCCCGCCGCUCAACCCCUGCCGCUGCCACUGCACCCAUCGCCUCUCCGUUCCCCAACCAGUCUCCGACUCUGAGCCAAGGACCUCCCUCUGCUGGCCCCCCUCCGGUUGGCGCUCCCCGGGCACCAUCUGUGCCCCCUCCGCCUAAGGUGGGACAAAUGCCUCCCCCGCGUAUGAUGUCGCCGCCUUCAUCCAACAUCCCUGGACCUUCCCCGCCGCCUCCCAACCCAUACGCGAGCCUUCCCCGGUCACCGCCGAUGGGUGCUCCGGGAUCAACCAUGGCUCCUCCGGCAUCAAUUCCUCGCGGACCCUCGCCUUACAAUGCCCCUCCCAGCAUGCCACCACCAACCAACCGGUACGCACCGAGCCCGGCUUCUCAGGCCGCCAGCCCGCAACUCCAAACCCGUGGCCCGGUGCCUCCCCCUCCCCAGGCUGCCUCCUCGCCAUAUGCCCCCCAGGCGGUUUCACAGCCCCCUCCCGUAAACCCAUAUGCGCCUAGCACGCCUAUCGCCACCCAGCCUCCUCCUAUGGCACAGGCAGUCGCUCCGCCACCCCAGGUAUCUCGGCCUAUGCCGGCCCAGCCGCAACAUGUGGCACCCCCGGCUCCCAAAUACCCCGCCGGUGACCGUUCCCAUAUCCCCGCCAACGCACAGCCUAUCUUCGAUAUCCUGUCAGCAGAUAUGGCGCGUGUCAAGUCCCGAGCUCCCGCGGCAUUCAAGGUCCAGGUCGACGAUGCUGAGCGUCGCUUGAACAUCCUCUUUGACCACCUGAAUAACGAGGACCUGCUCAAGCCUAACACCAUUGAGGAUAUGAAGAACCUGGCUGGCGCAAUCCAGGCUCGUGAUUACGCCGCUGCUCAGUCUAUCCAGGUGGCUAUCGUUACUAACCGGAAUGACGAGUGUGGCAAUUGGAUGGUCGGUGUGAAGCGUCUGAUUAGCAUGAGCAAGGCCACCCCUGGCGAAUAA